Molecule: messenger RNA, 1101 nt
Organism: Apaloderma vittatum (bar-tailed trogon)
Lineage: Eukaryota; Metazoa; Chordata; Aves; Trogoniformes; Trogonidae
Product: prolactin-releasing peptide receptor-like
Exons: 1
Coding region: 1-1074 (357 amino acids)
Biological process (GO): G protein-coupled receptor signaling pathway
Cellular component (GO): neuron projection; plasma membrane
Molecular function (GO): neuropeptide binding; neuropeptide Y receptor activity
Source: RefSeq, a predicted model, not a curated record
AUGGCUCUGCCCAACGGCUCCUGGCCGAACGGCUCAGCCCCUCUCUUCACCGGCCUGGACCUUCUCUUGGAGCUGAAGCCCCUCUUCAUCCCACUCUACGCCACGCUGGUAUGCAUGGGGAACCUCUUCCUCAUCCUCCUCAUCGCUCUCACCAAGAAGCUGCACUGCACCACCAAUUUCCUGAUCGGGAACCUGGCAGUGGCCGACUUCAUCAUGUGCCUUGCCUGCGUCCCCCUCACCGUCUCCUACGCCUUCGAGGUGCGGGGAUGGCUCUUCGGGAUGUUCAUGUGCUACUUUGUCACCUUGAUGCAAGCCGCCACCGUCUUUGUGUCAGUGCUGUCCCUCACCGCCAUUGCGGUCGACCGAUACAUCGUGGUGGCGUACCCGAUCCGCAGGAGGAUAAGCCGCAGGUCCUGCAUCUGCCUCGUGGCCUGCAUCUGGUUCCUCUCCAUCAUGGCCUCUGUUCCCACCUCACUGCACACCCACUACUUGGACCUCAACACCAUCGGGCACGACAUGAUCAUCUGCGAAGAGUUUUGGAAGCACGAAGAGAGGCAGCGGCUGCUGUACUCAUGUUUGAUGCUCCUCUUGUCCUACAUGCUCCCGCUUUUGGCAGUAUCAGUCUCCUUCUGUGCCAUCACCUACCACCUGCGGAGGAGGAACGUUCCGGGCGCUGCCCAACCCUGCCAAGACAAAUGGACCAAAACGAAGCAGAAGACCUUCCGGGUGCUCACCGUCUCGGUGGUGUGCUUCGCUGUCUGCUGGCUGCCCCUCCAGGUGGUGAAUUUCAUCAGAGACAUCGAUGAGGAGUUCACCAUCCUGGACAAGAGGUACGUCAACGUCAUCCAGGUCUCGUGCCACCUCGUCGCCAUGAGCUCCGCCUGCUACAACCCUUUCAUCUACGCCGCCCUCCAUGACAAGUUCUGGUUCCACCUCAGCAGCUGCUUCUACCGCAAGAAGAGGAGCUCCAACAUGACGUCCUGCAAGGCUUCUCGAUUCAAUACCUGCUCCACCCUGGCAGAUGCUCCUACCGGCAUCUCGGAUAAGAUAGCUUUGCAAACUAGAUUCUCUUAACUGAAGGACCCUGCAGGAUCCGUUUUG